Messenger RNA from Lagopus muta (rock ptarmigan), 7925 nucleotides. RefSeq names its product chymotrypsin inhibitor-like. Gene Ontology annotation, molecular function: protein binding. The transcript is spliced from 4 exons. NCBI's taxonomy places the organism in Eukaryota, Metazoa, Chordata, Aves, Galliformes, Phasianidae. Bases 7545 to 7829 code for a protein of 94 amino acids. The record is from RefSeq and is a predicted model, not a curated record.
CGAUCCGCGCCGUGGUCCCGCUGCCCCCGGCCCCGCGUGUCUUCUCCCGGGUAACAGCGGUGGGUCUAGGGGGAGAGGGCUCAGGUUGCACCGGGGACGUUCAGGUUGGAUGUCGGGAACGGCGAAGCGUUGGCGCGGGCUGACCGCGGAUGUGGUGCGGUCACCACGCUGCUCUCAAGCCCCUCGGAGAUGCGGCACUGAGGGUCAUAAACAGUGGGCGAGAUGAGGUGAGCUGGAGUUGGACUGGCUGAUCGCAGCGGUCUUUUCCAACCUCUGUGAUUCAGUGAUUCUAUGAAAAGCAGCAGGACGUGAUCUCAGUGAUGCUGUGCUGACAGAGGCAAAAUAGGAAGAGAAUGCCUGCUGCCUCAGUGAGUCAUUGUGGAGGCUGCACCCGUCUGUAAAACAUGAAGUGGUGUGCCAUCUCCAGGAGCAGUCUGGAAUCAGUACAGUCCAACUUGCUUGGGACAGAGGAGUUACGUUUAUCUGGCACAACAAGGAGAUCAGAUCUCGGCAUCAGGCCUUUGACACGGUCCCCCUCCACAUCCUUAUCUCCAAAUUGGAGGGAUGUGGAUUGGAUGGCUGGAUCACUCGAUGGAUAAGAAACUGGUUGAAAGGCCACAGAGAGAGAGUGGUGAUCCAUGGCUCUGUGUUCAGGUGGAGGCCAGUAAUGAGUGGCAUCCCCCAGGGCUCUGUCUUGGGACCGGGGCUCUGUAACAUCUUUAUCAAUGACAGCGAUGGCGGAAUCGAGUGCACCCUCAGCAAUUUGCUGACGACACCAAGCUGAGUGGUGCGGUCGACAUGGCUGAAGGAAGGGAGGCCAUUCAGAGGGACCUCGACAGGCUGGAAAAGUGGGAACAGGUGAACCUGAUGAGGUUCAACACAGCAAAGGGCAGAGUUUUGCACCGGAGGAAUCCCAGCCAUCCAUACAGACUGGAAGGAGCGGUGCUUGAGAGCAGCCCUGCAGAGAAGGACCUGGGGGUCUUGAUGGAUGAAACACAGAAUGUGAGCCAGCAGUGUGCCCUUGUGGCUCAGAAGGCAAAUGGUGUCCUGGGCUCCAUCAGAAGAGGAGCAGCCAGCAGGGACAACGAGGUGAUCGUCCCCUCUACUCUGUUCUUGUGAGGCCCCAUCUGCAGCACUGCGUCCAGGUCUGGAGCCCCCAGUACAAGAAAGACAGGGAGCUGUUGGAGAGGGUCCAGAGGAGCCACAAAGAUGAUGAGGGGGCUCAAGCUGAAGACAGGUUGAGGGAGCUGGGCUUGUUCAGCAUGGAGAAGAGAAGGCUGCAGGGUGACCUCACUACAGCCUUCAGGACCUAAAAGGAGCCUACAAACAGGAGGGGAGUCAGCUCUUGGAAAGGGGAGAUAACAGCAGGACAAGGGGAAAUGGUUUGAAGUGGAGGGAGGGCAGAUGGAGGUUGGAUGUCAGGGGGAAGUUGUGUGCUGUGAGAGUGGUGAGGUGCUGGAACAGCUGCCCAGAGAGGCUGUGAUGCCGCGUCCAUCCCUGGAGGUGUUCGAGGCCAGGUUGGAUGGGGCUGCUGUGAAAUGUGGAGGUUGGUGGCCCUGCGUGUGGUGGGGGGUUGGAGAUUUGUGAUCCUUGAGGUCCUUCCAGCUCUGGCCAUUCUGUGAUUCUGUGAUUCUAUCUCCUUGAUCUUCCCGAGUGGCUCCCAGUCACUGCUUGAAAGUGCCUCUGCACCUGUGCCACAAGAGGCUCAAGGAGAAACAGUCGAGGUGCAUGACCACAGGCUCCUGCCUCCUCUAUUUUCUCUUUUCUUACACAUUUCUUUCUGAUACCUUCUGGAAGCCAGCCCGAUAAUUACCAUAUGGUUUGGUUGAACCUGGUGUUGUCAGCACCAAGAUGAUGAGGCAGCUGCCUAAGACACUAGUGCUGUCACUGCUGAUGUUCUCAGCCAUCAUUCAACUAAGCGCCUUCUCAAGUGAGCAAGCCAGGCUUUCAAAGCCUGCAGACCCUCUGGACAUCUCUCAUGGAUUGAUCAGCAGAAGGCAGCUCUGGCAACAUAAAUGAGCAGAGAAACCAUUUUUCAGCACUUGCAGGUCAGUCUAGAGUUUCCACACUCCACUGCUAUCAGGAGAUACCAGAUGCCUGCUAGUAAAAUGUGCCUUUUGUUUCUUUCCUAUUUGACAUGGGUAAUUGCAGGGAAUCUUCCUGAGGUGCAAUGACCUCAACUGUGAUUCAAGGCAGAGUUGGUUUGAUUUCCCAUAAUGCUUUAAAUACGUCAUGCCUUAAGUUUAGCAAGCAAAGGAAAAGAAGUCACAGCAUGCUGCUGGGAACUGAUGUCAUAAAGUUGGGAAGUGUCUAAUAUGUAAUUCCACAUAUCUGUGCUGCAGUAGCCUAUAUCACUGCUAUCUUUUCCUCAAGACAACUGUCUUGCUCUUGCUGAACAUGGCUUUGGAAGCAAGGCAAGGGUUAAAGAUGUAAAAGUACUCUGUAACAGCCUGAAUCAAUUCUAUUAUGCAUAAUUCAGGUGUGUCCUCAUGAACACAUGAGUAAAUAUGAGUAUAUACAGGUAAGUGCGUAAUGGCACACCUUCUUUUUUAGCACAGAGAUAAGAUGUUCUAGGAAACAGAGAAUAAGGAAACAGAAAUGCAUUAUUUAUGGGAAAAAUGUGUGCAUGCAUACACACCCUUAGGUGCUCCUGCACUUCUGCCCUCUCCAGCUGCUCACUGUGGCUAUCUCUACACCAGCACAGCGUAAUAAAAGUCCUCAGAGCUCUCGCUUUGCCACAUCACCAAAUUAGCUUCCGGCUCCCCAGCUUCACUGGAGUGAUGGUGCUCAAGGUAAUUUUUAGCCUUAUUUCCCUUUACAAAUAACUGCUGUGUAGCUACAGUGUCGUGCUGCACAUGAGCACAUCUGCAAGUCCACCAUGCCUAAUGACUUCUAAGUUUGAUUUUAAUCAAAAUUGGCAGUUGGAUGGCAUCAUAAAUAUCCAAACUGAGUGCUGAAGCAAGCCACUACGAUGGCGCUGAGUGAAAGUUGAUUGAAGGAGGUUUGCAGUCAGGCAGCAAAUUAUGAGGAGGAGGAGGACAAGCGCCAGAGAGGGCGAUUGCAGGCAGUUCAGUGAUGGGAUUCAGUAGGUCAGGUUGAUGGUUGGAUUUAAAACACAGGCACCUUCCUGUGUGCUUCCAUGUUUCCCCAGGGCAGGGCAGAGCAGAGCAUGUCCGAGUGCACCUCUAGGACAGCAGCAUGGAGCCCUGGUGCUGCGACCCCACUCCUCACUGCUGCAGCUGUGUGGGCUGCAGAGCUGCUCUGCUGCAGGGCUGGGAGGAGGCUGGGAAGAGUUGAGCUGAGCUGUGGGACAGGCAUCAGGCGAGGCAGGCAGACAGCAAAGGGACAAGAUGCAGAGGUGUGAAAAGCAACAUCCAGCUGUCCUUUGCGGGAAGCCCAAAAGAGUCAAACCAAGACCUGUCUUGUCACUCAUCGUUCAUUAAUAGCAGUCUCCUGCAUUAUUAACCUGGAUAGUUCCUUUAUCCGGGAUGUUUGUAGAAUCAGGCACCAUGACUGAGUCUGGUGCAACCAAAAUACAUUUAACAGGGCUCGUGAAAGCCUGGCUGCAAAUCCAGCCCAGGUUGGGUAGGUGUUGCACUUGCACAGCUCCUUGUCAAGCUUAUCUUCUGUUUUGGAUGGCUGCUGCUGCAGUACUUCCUAUAGCAUACAGCUCCAAUUGCAUGUUACAACAGUCCGAAUAUAAAUUCAUUACAAGAAUACUUGUCAUUUUCACUAGUGUAUUUCUUGUUUAUCCACUACAUUAGCUCCUGUGGCUGAGAGCAGAGAGCAUUGUCCAGAGGUGCCAGGGCCUGACCACGCCAUUGAGUGCCUUAUUUUCUGGAGCAUAAAAUGUGGUUUGGUGCUACUGUUGACUUCAUUUUGCCACGCAUUUUUCACAAAGGAGAAAUGUUGCAUUAGCAUCCGGAUCCUCAAAAAUAAGCUGUUUGCAGUGCUUACAGUACUGCUCUGAUCCAUCAGUAUGGAUAUAGAUGUCCAUAGUGCAAAGACAGUAAUAAAAAAAAAGACAGGAAUCAACUGAGAAUGUUGCUGUCUCAGCACAACUGACUGCAAACAACAAAGUUCACUCUUCACCUUUUAAGAGAAACAGAAACCAAAAGCUGCAGGAAAGACUGGAGAAACAGAACGGCUUUCACUGUGAUGACAAUGCUCUUCUGUCUGAUGCCAUGUGAGGUGGCUGCCCCUGGGUGUUUGUGAGUACAUACCCAAGGAUUUGGACAUACAUCACUCUUGUGGGACCAUGGGAAAAGGAAGGCCAGCAUCACCUCUGAGCUGCUGAGGAACCGCAGGAAAGCUGCAAAUCCCCUGGGCAAAUCUGAGCUCCUUGGCCAGUUGUUCCUUGCCACAGAGGUAUCCCAGGGAAGCGGGACCAAGAGCAGCUUGGGUUUGAGCCACAGCCACUUCUGACCAGCUGUGGUGAUUCUGGUGAGCAGUCAAAGCAGAGGAAAAGGUUCAGUAAUGGAUGCUGUCCCCAGCCUGCCUCUCCCCGGCUCCUGUGCCUCUGAGGUCCAGUGCAUAGCCGGCUCCAGUGGGAAUCCUAAAGAUGAAGGUGACUGUGAAGGUGAAGAUGAAGUGCUCUUUUUUUCCUUUCUAACUUUCUUUCUGGUGUGAUGGGGGCAUGUGCUCUGUACCCCUCAUGGGUUGCAGGAACAGGGCAGCCCUCAGUCCUGGUGGGUCCCCAGCAUUUGCUGAGGGUAAAUUUGCAAGAGCACCAGGGGGAGCAGCAGGACAGGAUUUAAAAUCCUGCGAGUGAGGCAGAGCAGAACGUGAGAGCAGGUAUGAAGGCAACAGAUAACAAAGGAACUGCAGGUGCUGGGCAGAGCGGUGACAACACUGGUGACAGCAUCAAGGCCACACUGCCGAUAAGGCCGCUGUGCAGAAGUGGAGCAAGACUGACAUGAUGCACUAUGGCUCAGCCACCCAUUCCCCACAAGAUGGAAGGUCUGCAAGCUGCACUGUGGUCCCCCAGGAAGUGCAAGUGUGAUAUGAGUCACAGGACCACGACUGAUGCCUGCGACAAAGCUGGGGACAGCAGGAGGGGAUUGCACCGAAAUAUCUGCAACGUGGAGGAGGAGGCUUAAAUGCAUGAUUGUCUCUGUAGAUGGAGCUGUGCAGCCAGUGCUGGGCUGUGCAACCAACGGGAACCUCCUGGCCACCUAAGGAAGGACUUCCCCUCUCUAACUCGAGGGGAUGGUUGCUGGGACUUUUGUCAGAGGCUUCAAGCCUGCACUUGAAAGCAAAAUUGAAAGAGGAAUGAGAGGCCUCUGAGAGGUGGUUUCCUCUGAGAGCCUGUGAUGGUGGUUUCCCCUUUGUCACACCGCUAGGUGUCAUUUAGCUCACUCUGUGAAGAUCACAGCAUCUGAACACUGCUGAGAAACUGGGUGCAGAAAGAUCAAGCCUCAUGUCGGCCAACAGUGCUGCAGAACCUGCUGCUGCUGGCACAGAAGGGAUGUGGACGCCUAUGCCAUGAGGAGGGUGAGGCAGAGACAGCAGCACAUCUGAGCUGCACGGUUCCUGCACUGCUCAUGGUGCAACUCCAGGAACCAGGCCAAGCUCGGGACAGGCAAUGCAGCACACAGGCAGGGAGGCUGACAGAGGCCUUGGAGUCAAAGUCUAGCCGUUUUUUUGCCACUGAACACCUUGGAGAAGACCAUGCAGGCCCCUGACAGCUCUUCUGCAGGGCUUUGCCGGGUGGGAGCAGCUCGUAGGACACUGAGUCGUCCUCUAGUUGAGAGCUGGUUGGGAACAGGUUGCCAAGCCGGGGUGUGAGGAGAUUAAUCAUCACGUGCCAGAAUGUGAGAGCUUCUGGCUUCAUGAGACCAUGUGUGCUGGCGGAAGGAUGCCCUGGGGCCUUGCUGCACAGCCUCACACACGUCAGGGCUGUCUCCACUGCUUGUCACAAUGCCUAUUGCUUGUGCAUGACCCAUUGAGGAUGGAGAUUCCCCGUCUUCCUGCUGGUCAGGUUGCUCACCCUCCUGCGGAAGGCUGGUUCCUGACACCCUGUGUGAACUUCUCUGCUCAGGACUUUGUGCCUAUGGCUUUCACUGUGCCACCUCCAGCAACCAAGAGGACCUUGGUUCCACCAAUUUAGUUCCUUAGUCCUUUAGUUGUAGGCUGCUGGCAGAUCUCCCUUUACCAGACUAAGCCACCCCACCAGCACUCCUGUUCCUUGGGAACAACUGCUAGUGCAGUUAAAUAUUUACUUUACCUGUAGGAUUUUCAAAGCAGAAUAAUAAUAAGCGUCAAAUGUUACUGAACUGUGUCAACAGGGAAUGUAAUCCGUGUGCACAGCCAUCUAAGCAGAGCAGAGGUGUGUUCUGAAAGGGGAAUCCCAAAGCUCCUGCCAGUCCAUGCUCAGCCAUGCCUGUCUGACCACGAGGGCUUGCUGAGAUACUCCUGCUCAUCUCUGCUGUCCAGGGCCAGCAAGAACCACGCUAAGACUCAGGUAAAACUGUGAGGAAGAAAGGUCCUGAAUGUGAUGUGUCUGUCUCUUCAGCAAGUGCCCAUGUGUACGCUGCACGUGUCUGCAGAUCUUCCAGGCAGUUUUCUGUAGGUUUGUGUUGGCCCUUUGCACAAAGAGUACCUCCUACCCACUACCAGGGUGAAGGAGACGCCCUCUCCCUUCUGGCCCAGACUUAAUCUUGCCGUAUCUGUCCCAAAGGAGUUCUAGUCAAAACUACUUUUCAGCUAUGAUGCUGACUUUCUGUCCAGCGAUUCUCUUUUCCAUCCUUCACCCUUCAGCCUUUGAUCUUGAUUCCAUCAAGGAAAGUGUUGGUGGAUGUGGUAAAUUGUUUUCUCAGGGGCAACAAGGAUGCUCACAUGGAAAGACUGAUGUUGGACAUUUUUCUCAAAGGUGAAAAAGCAAGGUCUUGUGGAAUGGAGGUCCUUGCUGAAAAGUCCCCCAGUGGCACAGCCUCCCAGAUCAGCCCCAACUUUUGCAUUUUGCACAUGAAGUAUCCCAAUCAAAAAUGGAGAUCCACGUGGUGUAGGAAUCACAGAACCAUAGAAUAUCCCAAGCUUGUAAGAGACCUGCAAGGAUCAUGGAGUCCAACUCCUGGCUUCACGCAGGACCACCCAAAGCCCAAACCCUGUGUCUGGGGGCAUUGCCCAAACUCUCCUUGAGCACCAGCAGCGCUGCCCUCUAAGGCACAGCCUUUAUCUCACCCCCACCUGACCUCUUCUGAUGCAGCUCUGUGCUGUUCCCUUGUGUUCUGUCACUGUCACCACGAAAUGAGGAAUGGCAGCUAUGAAGCUGGAGGGUCGUCUUGGGGGUAAUGUACACAGUGGGAGGCUGGCUGGUUUGGAGAGGAGAGCAGCAUUACUUAGCCUGCGCUGUGGGCCAAAGGGAUUUUAUGGCAGCCUCUAUUGCCUGCACCUGGAGUUGGCAGGCUGUCAUUCACCUCUGGGUGCACAGGCUGUCUGUUCCCAGCGCACGUCAAAGUGCUCAAAAUGCUGCUUUUCCCAGCACCAAGAUUAGCUGCUGCCUUCUGCUAUAAAGGCUGCUGUGAGCGGAGUGAGGUGCACGAAUGCAUGCACCCAUGCCAGCCAUGCCCACAAAGGAGCUGCUGGUGCUGGCGCUGAUGCUGGUAGCCUUCGUUUCUGCCAGUGGGGCAGAGCUGGAAGAGGAGAACGGCCUGAGAAGGCCGAGGUGUGGAGAGAUGGCUGAGCUGCAGGCCUGCCCCCUGCUGCACUUGCCCAUCUGUGGGAGCGAUGGGAACACCUAUGCCAAUGAGUGCUUGCUCUGUGUGCAGAAAAUGAAAACCAGGCAAGAUAUCCGGAUUUUGAAUGACGGGGAGUGUCAAGAUAUCUGAGCCUCCUGGUGGCCUUCCUGAGCCCGCAAAUAGGUGAUUAAUUGAUGCUGUACGCUCUGCGUGCAUCAGACAUUUCAAUCAGUGACAGUAAAUAAU